Messenger RNA from Ictidomys tridecemlineatus (thirteen-lined ground squirrel), 1611 nucleotides. RefSeq names its product RAB25, member RAS oncogene family (gene Rab25). Gene Ontology annotation, molecular function: GTP binding; GTPase activity. Lineage: Eukaryota; Metazoa; Chordata; Mammalia; Rodentia; Sciuridae. The record is from RefSeq and is a predicted model, not a curated record.
AAUGCCCUGGGUUCUAUCCCCAGUACCAAAAAAAAAAUAGUCCAGCUCCACCCUGGGUGAGAAAUACUGCCCAUCCCAGGCCCUGGCUGUGAGGGAGGGGCAGAAGUCUGGCCAAGAUGCAGCUCCCAUAGCUGGGCUCUGCACCUGGGUGGCUGGCAGUCCACCAGCCCCUGCCCCUUUAUUGCAACAACCCUUCUCUGGUCCUCCAGCAGACUCCUACCAGGGCCUCUGAAGGAAAAGUAGGCCACCAAGUGGAUUUCUGCUUCCCAAGGAGCUGUCUCUCUCCCACUGAUGGCUGCCCCACCUCUCCCAUGGCUGGGGCAGGAGCCAAGCAGCGCACACUCGGCUCUCAGCAGCCUCUGUCCAAAGACCCUGUCCCCAGCUUCCCUACUGUUACCCCUUAGAGUUGUCUCUCCCCUUGUGGGAGCCCAGGCUGAGGGCAGACACCCAACCUGUCCAACCUGUCUGACGUCACCCUCUCUCCACCCACCUGGGCCCCAGGUCUCCAGCGCCCGCUCUUCCUGUUCUCAGCUUCCGUCUUCUCGGUUUCCACCCUGCACCCCACCUGCCAGAACCCAGCCUCCUGGACCUGGCUGGCUUUGAGUCGGUCCUCAGUCCUUUUGGCUGUAGAAACCAUCCUGCCCCCAAUGAGAAGAGAAGUGGGUCCAGGUCUCUUGAGAGCUGAGCGUUCAGGGCAUUGAGCUGACGCACACACUGUGACCUCUGCCACCGAAGACAUCUGCACCUUCCAUGCGGAGCCGAGAUGGGGAAUGGGACUGAGGAAGAUUAUAACUUUGUUUUCAAAGUGGUGCUGAUCGGCGAGUCAGGUGUGGGGAAGACCAACCUGCUGUCCCGAUUCACGCGCAACGAGUUCAAUCACGACAGCCGGACCACCAUCGGGGUGGAGUUCUCCACGCGCACGGUCAUGUUGGGCACCGCAGCUGUCAAGGCUCAGAUCUGGGACACAGCUGGCCUGGAGCGAUACCGAGCCAUCACCUCGGCGUACUAUCGUGGAGCAGUGGGGGCCCUGCUGGUGUUCGACCUGACCAAGCACCAGACCUAUGCUGUCGUGGAGCGCUGGCUGAAGGAGCUCUAUGACCAUGCUGAGGCCACUAUUGUUGUCAUGCUUGUGGGGAACAAAAGUGACCUCAGCCAGGCCCGGGAAGUGCCCACUGAUGAGGCCCGCAUGUUCGCUGAAAACAAUGGGCUGCUAUUCCUGGAGACCUCAGCCCUGGACUCCACCAAUGUCGAACUGGCCUUUGAGACUGUCCUCAAAGAGAUCUUUGCCAAGGUGUCCAAGCAGAGGCAGAAUAGCACCCGGACCAAUGCCAUCACCCUGGGCAGUGCCCAGGCUGGGCAGGAGCCUGGCCCUGGGCAGAAGAGGGCCUGUUGCAUCAGCCUCUGACCUUGGCCAUGACCAACCCUGCCCGCCACCCCCAUGCUUCCUGAAGCUCCCCACCCCACCCCCAUUGCAGGACUUUCUCUGCCCUUUGGUUCCCUGUUCACAGCCCCCCAGAGCCCUGGGGUCCUCAUGCCCCUCUGUGCGUAUCUUUAUGAACUAUCUACCCCCACACAGGCUAGGACCCUCAAAUAAAGCUGUUUUGUAUCAAU